Oryza brachyantha (malo sina) is the source of this 1161-nucleotide messenger RNA. RefSeq names its product pre-mRNA-splicing factor SPF27 homolog. Gene Ontology annotation, cellular component: Prp19 complex; catalytic step 2 spliceosome; precatalytic spliceosome. Gene Ontology annotation, biological process: mRNA processing. Lineage: Eukaryota; Viridiplantae; Streptophyta; Magnoliopsida; Poales; Poaceae. Bases 122 to 901 code for a protein of 259 amino acids. The record is from RefSeq and is a predicted model, not a curated record. The transcript has 7 exons.
UUUCUUCUCCCACCCUUCCCCUUCCUCUCCUCUCCGCGGCGACAACCCCGACGCCCGACGAACCCUCCCUCCUCUCGCUCCCCACUGCUUCCCCCUGCGCUGCCCGGCAUCCGCCACGGCGAUGGCGUCGGCGUCGUCGGCGGCGGCGACGAGGGAGGUCCUCAUGCUGGAGGCCCCGCCGGCCCCCGACGCGAGGGCGUGGCGCGCGCCGCCGGACGCGGAGGCGGUGGACGCGCUGCCCUACAUCGACGGAGACUACGGAGACGAGGCGGUGAAGCGCGAGGUGGACCGGAUGGUGGAGGAGGAGAUGCGGCGCGGCCGCCGCAAGCCCGCCGACUUCCUCCGCGACCUGCCCCCCGUCCCCGCCGUCGGAUUCGAGAAUCAUCCUAUGCUUGCUAAAGAGUAUGAACGUGUUAGAGCUGGCAAACCUCCUGCUACCAUAGAGAUGUCUCGCUAUGGUUUGGAGCCACCCCCACUGAACAAGAGGAAUGAUGUCGCUGCUUGGAGGCAGGCUCUACGAAAUGCUCAGAGUCAACUGCAUCAUCAAAUUAUAAGGAUAGAGAAUCUGGAGCUUAUGCUGAAGUAUGGCGUUGAGCUUUAUAAGCUUCAGAAUAGACAAAUGGAAUCAGUUUUGUCUAGAAUGCAAAAGAUGGCUGUUGAAUACAAUGAGAAGAUAGAAACUGUCAACCGAGAGAGGAAAUUUCACCAGCAAAACACUGGCGGUCAACUCCAUUCCUUGACAACAGAAUGGCAGGAGUUGUGUCAGAAAAAUAUAGCUAUUCAAGCUGCAUGUGUUGAUCUGCAGAAUCAGAUUGAUCAGCUUAAACUUGGAGCUAAAGAACUGGGAAUGCCCAUUGACGACAGCACCGGAACUAACCAGCAAACAUCAUCAACCAUUUGAGUACAGAUACAUAGGUAGCAAUGGAGCUAGACAAUUUCAUGAUAUGAGAGCUGGAGGUUCCAUCAGCCCUCUGUUUGUAUGAUCUGCAGUUGCCACAUCCAGACAACAAUCUAGGCAAUUACCUUCACAACCCGCAGUCCCGCACUUGUGAUUGUAUUCUGUAACCCAUUUUUCGAGGACUUGUGCAUGUGGAGACCCGAUAGAGAAACAGGUUAUAUUCAUGAUGAGUUUCUCUUAAGUGAUCUAACCUGUUUUGAGAA